Messenger RNA from Mucor velutinosus, 642 nucleotides. RefSeq names its product Ribosomal lysine N-methyltransferase 4 (gene RMS1). Gene Ontology annotation, cellular component: mitochondrial inner membrane. Gene Ontology annotation, molecular function: copper ion binding. The record is from RefSeq and is a predicted model, not a curated record. Lineage: Eukaryota; Fungi; Mucoromycota; Mucoromycetes; Mucorales; Mucoraceae. The transcript has a single exon. The coding region runs from base 1 to 642 and encodes 213 amino acids.
AUGUAUCGCCAUCAACUUUACUCAACUUCAUCGAGCAGCAGUGGUAGCAAGUCAAGCUGGAGCCAGGAAAAUGCGUCUGCCGGCAUGUAUACUGCCUCUUUAUUCAUUGCCAUGUUGGGUAUGUCUUAUGCGGCUGUUCCUCUUUAUCGACUCUUCUGUGCCAGCACAGGCUACAGUGGCACACCAGUGAUUGAUGCAUCUCGUUUCAGCAAAGAAAGACUAGUGCCUCAGCAAGACAGUAGACGUAUCCGUAUUACAUUUGAAUCCAACACAUCUGAUUCAUUACCCUGGACAUUCAAGCCAGAGGUGCGUGAGGUCUUUGUAGUCCCAGGUGAAACUGCAUUGACAUUUUACAAGGCAAAGAGCAAGGCAAAGGAGGAUGUCAUUGGUAUUGCAACGUACAAUGUUACACCUUACCGUGCUGGUUCUUAUUUCAACAAGAUUCAGUGCUUUUGCUUUGAAGAGCAAAAGUUAACGCCCGGAGAAGAUGUCGAUAUGCCUGUGUUCUUCUUUAUCGAUCCUGAUUUCUUGGAUGAUCCAUUGAUGAAGGAUGUCAAUACAAUCACACUCAGUUAUACCUUCUUCAACUCAAAGUAUGCAAAGGGGCUGGCUCCCGUACAGCCUCAAGCAGCAUCCGCAUAG